Messenger RNA from Stylonychia lemnae, 1500 nucleotides. The record is from the annotation of a GenBank genome assembly. NCBI's taxonomy places the organism in Eukaryota, Ciliophora, Spirotrichea, Sporadotrichida, Oxytrichidae.
AUGAUAAGCACAUCAACCUAUAAUCAAGAUCAACUCACAAUUAGAAUAUCAACACCAAUCAUUCCUGAUAAAGCAUUGAAAAACAACAGUCAAGAUUCAAUAAUACCUAAGCGUUUAAACAUGGAAUAACUUGAGGAUGGAAAUAAAUAUAGAUCUUCACAGUCCCUGCUUGUACCAAUUGUUAAACAUGACUAUGAGUUAGGUCUUUCAGAAGAGGAGAAAAAAAUGAAGAAAAGUAUUGGCAAAAAGAACUUCUAACUUGGUUUUCCUAAAUAACUUGGAUUGAAAUAAAUCUAUAAAGCUAGAAAAUAAUCCAUUUUCUAAUUCGAGCAAAAUGAUAAAAGAAAAGUAAUGCAUGAUAACCUCUAAAAUCAAUAGUUGUUAUAUUACUAGCAGAUAGAUCUGUAAGAACUAAAUAAGAAUCGCCCGCUAGUUAUUGACCCCAACACAGGUAGCCUUGUUUAGAAAUAAAUAUACAAACAAAAGAAUCCCAACUUAUUUGGAAUGAAAUUUCUGAACUCUAAGAUCCAAAUGCAUGAAAAGAUCCAAGAAUUAGUUAAAGUGGGUACGGGAGUGACUCAGACUCCUAAAAAAUAAAAAAGAGACAACAGUAUAAAUCCUACUGCUACAAAUGGAUUUUCAGAUAUCAAUGGGAAUAACAAUGAAAUAAUAAAAACUAUGAUGACUACCACAUAUUCCAAUCAUAGUAUAGAUUUUAACAAUAGUUUGGAAUCUCCCAAAAAGAUAGAUUCUAAGAAAUAUUUCAGUUCAUUUAUAGAUUAAUAGAAACACAAAAGAAAUAUAGUACUUACAAGUACUCUCACAAGUUAAUCUUUAACUUAGUAUAGUUAAGUCAAACAGGAACUUUCUCCAAAGAUCCUAGAUUUGGCAGCUGCUUAAAAGGUCUUGACUCUCUAAAGAAAGCAUAUUUAAUCUUAGUCAACUUUGAACUAAAAUAUAGAUAAUAUACUUAAAGAUAGUCCUUAGAAGAGUACAAUUAAUUAGUAAUAACUUUAUUAAACUCUAAACUAGAAAUAGCUAUAGCUUGAGCUGAGACAAUCUUUCUCAAAGUCGCAGUAGAGCAUGAAUCUUGACUUCUAGACAUAGUUCUAAACAAUAUAGCCUAAUCAAUCAAAGUCGAUUUUGACAUAAAAUUAGCUACAAAUGCCACCAAAGUAUCAAGAUUAUUAACAAAAUAUAGUAAAGGUAGGCAGCUUUUUAUAUCAGUAAUCUCCUUAAGGUGGAUUUUUAAUGAAUAGACAGGUGGGAGAUCUGAAAAUUAACUUCAAUAACAGUCUUAAGAAGUUCAAAAGAAACGCAAGCACUGCUUAGCUUAGUGGGACUCACAUUGGGAUUUAAAAAAGUCUGCCAAAGUUAGCAAAUAAAAACAAUAUCAUGAAUGAAAUAGCUCAUCUCAAGAUUAAAAGUAAUCCAUAGAAAUAUGUCUUGAAGAGAAAUCAAUUCAGCUAAAACUUAAUACCAAGUUCAAAUUUGAUAUGA